CUGGUGGCGUUGUUUAUAAAAUCCAACGUGUCCCCUCCACCCAAUGCUAACUCAAUCUCAAUUCUAACGGUAUCGUCUCCUUCAGACAUCCCUGUGCAAUCGUGUGCGACGCAUUUACCAGACCUGUAAUCCAUUUAUUUUCAUUCCCCUUUGAAUUGAGUUUUUUUAAAAAAAAAGAAACAAGUGGAACGCGCGCACUUAACUGUCUCCGAACCAGUGGUCAAGAUGGCCGAACAUGACUCGCCGGCUUCCGCCACUGAAGCCCCAAUUUUCCAGGGGCAAUCAUUCGCUGUUUCAUUCACCGACGAAAUAAUCAAGAGUCCUAUUAACUUAAUUCUCGUUGGUGUCAUAGCAUUUCUCGUUUACAAGAUAUUCAAGAGCAAAACGAGGGACGAGACACCGGCACCAGCGUACAAGGAAUUACCCAGGAUCAGGCGUGAUUUUACUGUUGAGGAGUUGAAGAAAUAUGAUGGAAAAGGACCUGAUGAGAGAAUUCUUGUGGCUGUUAAUGGCAGUGUCUACGAUGUCACGAGGGGCAGGAGAUUCUAUGGCCCAGAUGGACCUUACGCAGCCUUCGGUGGACGAGAUGCUAGUAGGGGACUUGCGACUUUUUCAGUGGUUCCUGGUAAAGAUGAGUACGAUGACUUGAGUGAUCUUAAUACCACGGAGAUGAAUUCCAUUCUCGAGUGGGAAGAGCAAUUCAAAGAGCGUUAUGACUACGUAGGAAAAUUAUUGAAGCCAGGGGAGGCACCGACAAACUACUCCGACGAAGAAGAUGAAGGCAGUCAGCAAGAGUCAGAGGCAAAGUCCAAGGACGAUUGACCGCACUGGGGCGCAUUAACAACAAAAUUUUCACUAAACACUCAGCGCACAUUAUUGUUAAAGACAACUCCAACGUUGACAUUCUCUAUGAAACAUUUUAAUGUGCUGUUAUGGUCAUCGCGUGUCUGACAUCAAGAAAAACAUCUCUCAAAUCAUGCAAAGAGUACAUAAAAAUCGAGAAGCAAUUGAUGAGGAAAAAAGGAUUGAGACUGGCUAUAUGAUUCGUUAGAGACUUGAGUUGAGUGACUACAUGUUUACUGGAAAAAAUCUCUAAAUAUUUGAAAAAUGAUUUUUAUAUAUGUACAAAGAACGGUUUUCUACCUAUCGAAUGAAUUAGACACUCUUAGGUUUUGUUAGUACUUCGAAUUCAGUGGAGGAGUGGUAAAACGUAAACAAGAUCGAGAAUGCACACCUUAUUAAAUAUUUAAUUAACUCGAUAAUCAGUGGUACUAGAGGGAAAUGAUUUUCUUGGAUCACUGGUUCUCAAGAUAAAUGCGUAAUUCAAAAUGUAAUUUUGAUAUUUUAUGGGUUGCCACUUGGCUAGUGGAUUAAAGGGAAUAUUUUAUCUAUUGAGACCCCACUGGGCUAUGGCUCACGAUUUCCUGUUUCGUCUUUCAUGCUCUUGUUAUUAUCGUAGUUUCAACUUGUUUUUGUUUUGAAUGAAAAAAAUAAUAGGAAAAUCAGUGAAAUGAAAUGUAGAUUGACCUGUUUGUUGAAUUUAUUUCUCUCAAUGUUGCACAUUGUGAAAACACAGCAUGAGUAAUACCUAGGGUGAGAAAUAUUGUACGUUGAUGAUGAAUAUUUUAUAGUCAUGCCAAUUGUUCGUAUGAAAAUUUUCGAUAAGAUUUCGCCUAUCAAUUUAUCUGAUAUUUACAACGCAAUAUCAGGAUAAUGGGAUUCCAAGGUGGAAUUAUUUUUCCAAUGCCAAUGGAGAAAUGAAAAUUUAUCUUGUUUGUGGCAGUGAAAUUGUAAAAGCCAUGUGUCUUCGAACUCUGAUAAUUCCCUAUGCGAAUGUACAUUUCCAGAGUUUUUCAUGAUUCGUGGGAGUUUUCAAAUAACUCCAACUUAUUUUUUUUUUAAUUUUUACAUUCAAUCAGAAUAAAAUAAAUUAUGAUAACGUUUAUAGCGAGA
Molecule: messenger RNA, 1953 nt
Organism: Fopius arisanus
Lineage: Eukaryota; Metazoa; Arthropoda; Insecta; Hymenoptera; Braconidae
Gene: MSBP
Product: membrane-associated progesterone receptor component 1-like
Exons: 3
Coding region: 226-822 (198 amino acids)
Cellular component (GO): endoplasmic reticulum; endomembrane system; membrane
Source: RefSeq, a predicted model, not a curated record